UAUUUUGAGGGAGAAAGAGGGGGCUCUACUUUAUUACCUUUUUUUGUGAUGCACGCAUCCAUGGCAGGACAGAGAAGAGUACGGACAGAGAGUACUGCUUAGAGAGUAGAAGGAAGAAACAAGAAGGAAAAGAAAAGAACCAACAAGUUUAGAUAGAGAGGACAGAUAGAGUGGUAUUUAGAGAGAAGAAGAGGGAAAACAGAGGCCUAUGAUAUGAUAGAGGAAUGGAACUCAAAAAAGGAAGAGAAAAGAAGGCUGGAGGGAAGGGAUGACAGUUUAAGCUGUCUGGAUUUUUUCUUUGGGUCUCUUGACAAAUUCAUGGCCUUGAGUUUGGUUUCAAGCUUGAAUCUUUGAAAACCCAUUGUAGAAAUCUCAAUACCCAUUUCAAAUCUGGGAAAAGAAAACACAAUUUUUGCUUGGUUAUUCAAGAUCUUGGUUUUGUUAGAUGAUAAGAAUGCAAUACAACUUGAAGGAAAAGGGUGUGUUGGAAGUUGGAGAUUUUGAUUCUGAAGCAAAGUGGAAGAAGAAAGAAGGAAGUUUUGCAAGCAAUGAACCAAUCUCUGUGCUGGACACAAGGAGGAGUCCGAGCCCUUCCACAUCAACAUCAACCCUCUCUUCAUCUCUCGGCGGCGGCGGAGUGGGCUCCUCCUCUGGUUCCACCGACAACACAGCCAGUCUGGCGGCGGUUUCCGGCAACAACCUCUGGCCGCCGGAGAGAGGGCCGGCAGAUUUAGCCGCCGCAUGCGGUGGCCGGAAGGACGAAUGGGCGUCGGAGCUGCAACCUAUUCCUGUGGGACUCGAGGUGUCUGGAGGUGAAAGAUUUGGGCUUGGGUUGGAGGAUUGGGAGAGCUUGUUGUCUGAAUCGGGUCAAGACCAGUCUCUUCUCCGGUGGAUUUCGAGCGAAGUCGAUGAUGGCUCUUUCAGCCUCAAGCAACUGUUGCAGAGCUCGAAUCCCAAUGAGCUCGACGGCAAUGUUAUUCCGGCAGUCAUCGAUCAGAGCUCCGGCUUCAAAAACGACGACAACAGUGUAAAGAUUUUGGGUCCAAACAAUGUUAAUCUUCAAAUCCCCAAUUUGGGUCCUUCUCUCAGCAAUCUAUUGCCUAAUGGCGUGGUUUAUCAGCAACAACAACAGCUUCAAAACCCAGAUGAGAAGCUUCAGAUUUUCAAUCCCCAACUAUUCAUCAACAGCAACAACCAGAUAAAUCAGAGUCAAAACUUGUUUACACCACCACUGUAUGCUCAACAACAAGACCCACUUCGCCUCCUUCAGCCUCACCCAAAGCGCCAGAAUUUGGGCGUUUUCGAUCCAGGCCUGGAGUUUUUACUCCGGCAACAACUACCACCACUGCCGCCACUGACAGUGCCCAAGCAGGAGGCGGCGGCAGCGGGCGGCGAUCAAACGCCUCCGCCUCCGCCGCCGCACCACCAGCUGUGCAAGGCUGCGGAGCUGAUACUGGCUGGGAAUUUCUCACACGCGCAAGGGAUAUUGGCGCGGCUCAAUCACCAGCUCUCCCCUGUGUCAAAGCCUUUUCAAAGGGCUACUUUCUACUUCAAGGAGGCUGUUCAGUUGUCUCUCAUUCCCAACCCAGUAGUCACUCCUCGGACUCCUACUCCUUUCGAUGGUAUCUUCAAAAUGGGUGCUUACAAAUUGCUCUCUGAAGUCUCUCCCUUGAUCCAAUUCAUGAAUUUCACUUCCAACCAGGCCUUGCUCGACGCUCUCGACGACGACACUCGUCGCGUCCACGUGAUUGAUUUCGAUAUCGGAUUCGGUGCUCAGUGGGCUUCUUUUAUGCAGGAGCUUCCGGGGAAGUGUAGCAGAGGUACUCCUUCUUUGAAAAUCACUGCCUUUGCUUCGCCUUCGACUCACCAUCCUCUCGAGCUGGGUCUUAUGCACGAAAAUUUAACCCAAUUCGCGAACGAAAUCGGUGUCAAUUUCGAGCUUGAAGUUGUGAAUUUUGAUGGGUUUGAUCCUAACUCUUAUUCAGUUCCCAUUUUCCGAUCAUCUGAUGAGGCCAUUGUUGUGAAUUUCCCUAUCUGGGCUUGUUCGAAUCGCCUGUCUGUGCUUCCUUCGCUGCUUCGCUUUAUAAAACAGCUUUCGCCCAAGGUAAUUGUAUCGAUGGAAUGCGGGUUUGAACGAGCCGACCUCCCAAUCUCACACCACCUCCUUUUAGCAAUCCAAUACUAUGAAAUUCUCCUGGACUCCAUUGAUGCUGUCAAUGCAAAUUCUGAAACCAUGAACAAGAUCGAGAAGUUCCUCGUGCAGCCAAGGAUCGAAAGCAUUGUGUCGGGGCGACUCCAUGGCCCAGACCACAUGCCCCAUUGGAGAGACCUUUUUGCUGCUGCGGGAUUCGCACCGGUUGCGUUCAGCAAUUUCGCUGAAACUCAGGCUGAAUGUGUGUUAAGGAGAAGCCAAGUUAGGGGAUUUCAUGUCGAGAAGCACCAGGCGUCGCUCACGCUGUGUUGGCAGCGCCGCCAGCUCAUGACGGGAUCAGUGUGGAGGUGCUGAGGAACUGCAUUUGGCAAGCAAGAAGAUUGGUACUAUGGUCUUGCAAACUUUUUUCUCAAGAGCUUUUAACUUGCCAUACUCUUCGAAAUUAAGUUAAAUAAAUCAUGAACUAUGGUGGUGUGACGCCUUUUGUGCUUGUAAAUUUUCUUGCUUGUUAGUCUCCUUUGCUUAUUAUCUAUCUAGUCUAGGCUCUAGACAUAUUAGUUUUGAAGAAGAAAAGAAUGUGCUUUAAGUGCAAAAUUUGGUAGUUUCAAAUCUUCUUGUUGUCGCUAUGUUAAUUAUCUUGAUGUUUCAUCAGUAAGUAAGAAGAUGCACUUUGUGGUUACGGGAGUGAUAGUUUGUUCUUUGCUUGACAACAGAUGAGCUUUUACAAUGGAGAAAGAACUUACUAGAAUUUCAUAUC
This is a messenger RNA of Camellia sinensis, 2909 nucleotides long. RefSeq names its product scarecrow-like protein 22. NCBI's taxonomy places the organism in Eukaryota, Viridiplantae, Streptophyta, Magnoliopsida, Ericales, Theaceae. The record is from RefSeq and is a predicted model, not a curated record.